This is a messenger RNA of Cynara cardunculus var. scolymus (artichoke), 919 nucleotides long. RefSeq lists its product as uncharacterized. Lineage: Eukaryota; Viridiplantae; Streptophyta; Magnoliopsida; Asterales; Asteraceae. Bases 201 to 605 code for a protein of 134 amino acids. The record is from RefSeq and is a predicted model, not a curated record. The transcript is spliced from 5 exons.
GUACGACAAGCGACCAAUCUCUCCCUUCCGACCUUCCGAAUUCCCCAAAAUUGGAGGGAGAAUGAUACCGAAAACCUUCAACCAUCCGCCGCUGAAAAUCUCAGAAUCCACAGAUUUGGGGGAGUUUUAGACAUCAAUCGGCGGAAUACCUCUUCUUCAUCGGAAGUUAUCCUCACCAGAAGGUGUUAGCAAGUGAUCCGAUGGAGAAACUGACGGAGGAUGAACGAAAGGCUCUUCGUGGAAGCAAAUUUGCACCUCUUCCUUCUGCGGCCCCUACCGUUUCCCGAUCUCAACCCCGAUUGGCACACCCUGGAGGACCAUUGAAGACUAACAAAGCUGCUGCGUUAGCCAAGUUUCUGGAACGGAAGUUGCAGGAACCUAGUGGGUUGUCUUCUAUUAAUCCGAAACUUGUGGAAUUAGCUGUAAAAAAUGCCAAAGAGACUGUUAGAGCAAGCAAUUCUUCAAAUUCAGAAAGGAAAAUACAGCAUGUAAACUCAUUUGGUGAUCCUGAGGUUAUGAUCGAAGAAGAUGAAGAAAUGAAUGUGAAGCCUAUCAAAGUGAAGAAAAAAAAGAACAAGAAAAAUAAAAAACAGAAGGUGAAGUAGGUAGCAGAAUGGGAUCUUUUGGCAGCAAUGUUUGCACUCUACUACCAUCUAGACAGGUUUUUCGGCACCCAAGUCUUUUUGGUUCUUCGGUGAAGAUUUCAACAAUACUGCAUGGUUAUGUAAUGUGGCUUGUGCUAGUUUUGUUUCUUUGGCGAAAAGCACCUACAUUGGUUGUCAGCAACAUUUUUGGUAACUUGUUGACCCAAGGUUUAUGAACACAAGAUAAUAGAAACCUUCCAUUGUGUUGUGAAACGGCGUGGUUGAGACUUGAGAUCAAUUUGUAGUUGAUAAAAUUAUUCAAAUCAUCCUUACAU